AUGGCUGCCAAGAACGUGAACUUUACAGUGGAAGACAUCUCCUUCAAGGCCAACAACCACAUAGCCUUGUUGGACAUUCCGACAAACAAAACCAUCAAAAAGGACGCUGCAGCCUUUCAAAGGAUGUCCUCAAUCGCCUACGCUCUCAACCAUGAACCUGUCAUGGUUAGGGAGGCCUUCAGCAUGCCAGACCUCCCUGAUAAUGAGACACUCACUACUGGACCUGAGGUAGCCCCUCUCGAAGCUCCUCAACAUACUGGUGCUCAUCCUCACGAGCGCACCAUGGAGCCAACUAGCGUUAAUCCUUCAGAUAACGAUGAAGGCCCCUCAGCUCGUGACGAUGACCUUUCCAUCACCUCUGCAUCUGUUGCUAGUGAUGUGGAAGAAGAAGUUGAAGAUGAUGAUGAUGAUGAUGAUGAUGAGGAAUGCGAUUCUCCCAACCUCCCUGACUCCGGCAGCGACCUGGAUGACGACGAUGAUGACGACGACGAUGAAGACAACUUCACCAUCUAG
This is a messenger RNA of Cynara cardunculus var. scolymus (artichoke), 513 nucleotides long. Its product is annotated as calsequestrin-1-like. Lineage: Eukaryota; Viridiplantae; Streptophyta; Magnoliopsida; Asterales; Asteraceae. Bases 1 to 513 code for a protein of 170 amino acids. The transcript is spliced from 3 exons. The record is from RefSeq and is a predicted model, not a curated record.